Molecule: messenger RNA, 2031 nt
Organism: Medicago truncatula (barrel medic)
Lineage: Eukaryota; Viridiplantae; Streptophyta; Magnoliopsida; Fabales; Fabaceae
Product: phosphatidylinositol N-acetylglucosaminyltransferase subunit A
Exons: 8
Coding region: 195-1625 (476 amino acids)
Biological process (GO): GPI anchor biosynthetic process
Cellular component (GO): glycosylphosphatidylinositol-N-acetylglucosaminyltransferase (GPI-GnT) complex
Molecular function (GO): phosphatidylinositol N-acetylglucosaminyltransferase activity
Source: RefSeq, a predicted model, not a curated record
CGAUAUAUGCAAUGCCGCAUUGAAAGGUUUCAAGUCCAAACGUGAUGAUGCAAAAGCAAAACACAGUGGACGCCAUGUUCAUAUCGUCGUCCUGCCGCCGUUGAUCUACGCUGCUUCCCUCCACUAACCGGCAUUCAUCAGAAGAAGGAAGCAAUCCAUUUCGAAAGGAAAAGGAAAUUUUGGUUUUGGUGGUGAUGGGUAAUCGUGAAAAUGAAAAGCAUUCGAUUCUUAUGGUCUCUGAUUUUUUCUAUCCCAACGUUGGUGGUGUCGAGAAUCACAUCUACUGCCUCUCUCAAUGCUUGCUCAACUUAGGCCAUAAGGUGGUGGUUGUAACUCAUGCUUAUGGAAAACGCUCUGGGGUUAGAUACAUGACAGGUGGUUUAAAAGUCUACUAUGUUCCAUGGAGACCAUUCUUUAAUCAGAACACAUUUCCAACUUUGCAUGGAACACUCCCAAUUAUAAGAACUAUUCUCACUCGAGAAAGAAUUACCGUUGUGCAUGGACAUCAAACCUUUUCAACACUUUGUCAUGAGGCCCUUAUGCAUGCUAGAAUCAUGGGAUACAAGGUUGUGUUUACCGAUCAUUCCUUGAAUGGUUUUAGUGAUGCUGGAAGUAUACACAUGAACAAGGUUUUGCAGUUUACCUUGGCAGAUGUGAGUCAGGCUAUAUGUGUUUCUCAUACAAGUAAGGAGAACACGGUUUUGAGGUCGGGUUUGGCGCCGGAGAAGGUUUUUGUAAUACCUAAUGCUGUUGACACUGCCAAGUUUAAGCCAAUGUCGGAGGAGGAGCGCCGUAGUUCUAAACCUAGUAGAUCCGAAAUUGUUAUUGUUGUUAUCAGUCGAUUGGUUUACCGUAAAGGAGCCGACUUGCUUGUUGAAGUCAUUCCAGAAGUGUGCAGAUUGCAUCCUAAUGUUCAUUUCAUUAUUGGAGGUGAUGGACCUAAGCGUGUACGGUUGGAGGAGAUGAGAGAAAAGCAUUCUCUUCAAGAUCGAGUUGAUUUGUUGGGAGCUGUACAACAUACAGAAGUCCGAUCUGUUCUAAUAAAAGGGCAUAUUUUCUUAAACAGUUCCUUAACAGAAGCUUUUUGCAUAGCCAUAUUAGAGGCUGCUAGUUGUGGAUUGUUAACAGUCAGCACGCGUGUCGGAGGUGUUCCUGAGGUUGUACCAGAUGAUAUGAUUGUUUUGGCAGAACCUGAUCCAAGUGAUAUGGUGCGCGCAAUCCAGAAGGCGAUAACUAUGCUGCCUAAAAUUGAUCCUCAAGUCAUGCACAAUCGAAUGAGGGAACUCUAUAGCUGGCAUGAUGUUGCCAAAAGAACCGAAAUUGUAUAUGAUCGUGCUUUGAAGUGUUCUGAUCAAAAUCUACUUGAACGACUCUCACGACACCUCUCUUGCGGAGCAUGGGCAGGAAAGAUCUUUUGCUUGGUUAUGAUCUUCAGUUUUUUGUUAUGGCAUAUAUUGGAGCUAUGGCAGCCUGCUGAUGAUAUCGAGGAGGCGCCAGAUUUCAUUCUCACACCCAACCAUGAUGAAUUGGAGGGAUGUUGCAGAAAACCCAACAAUGCAGAAAAUCAGAAGAAUAGUAGUGAUACUAAUAUAUAUGAUAAUAGUGGUAACAAUAAUAUUUCAUAGGGAAAAGAUAUAUUGUUGUAUAGAAAAAUAUGAAAUUGCAGAGAAUUCUGAUCAGGUUCUUUGAUUUUUCUUUAUUUAUAUGAUGAUAAGGUGCAAACAACAACAUAAAAUAUAGUACUACUUCAUUAAUUAUGUAGAGAGAGGAAGAGAUAGAAUGAAUACAUUGGUGUUCACUGAACUGGUGAAUUUGCAUUCAGUUUCAAUAUCAGCUAUGUGGUAGUUCGAGAUCUCCAACAUGGACAAAGUUGUUGCAUCUGAUUUGGUAAAAGAUCAUUGGCCAUGUAUGUAUGAUUAUGAAAGUGUCCUUAGAUUUGUCUGAAGUGAGAACAUUGUGCAUACGGGUUGUGUGAUAUAUUUAAAUUGAAAAUAAAUGAAAAAGCCGUGCAUGUGAAAUUAUUUUUUUUUA